GUUUAUUCGUCUCCUUCCUCUCUCUCUCUCUCACCCACACGAGUUUUUCUAUGUUUCGCGGUUAUUGAAAUCUCGCGUGCGCGGCGAAAGAAAGGCUUAAGAACCUCCUCGCAGAUCUAGAGACGCCUGAGUGUGUGUAACUUCGUGGAAAGUAUAGUAAACAUAGCUGGGUGAAGAAAAUGCAUAGUGCUAAUAGACGAAGAACUAGGAGUAGCGGCUCUGCUUUGGACCAGACAAAUCUAGAAGCUGGAGGAGAGGUUACUCCAUCUGUUGACAAAGUUCCGGAACAAAGCAAUGCCUCUGUUCCUCUGCAAACACCAGAGGCAGUGGAACAUCUAGAAGAACCGAGGACUAAUUAUGGAAAUGGUAAUAGGAUGAUGGAAGAAGAUAAGGGUGUAUCCAAUGUGUUUUCUGGUGAAGAACAACAGUCAACAACCCCUGUUACCGGAAAGAAGAGCUCAGGUUUCCAUCGUGAACUUGUCCUUGGUCUUCCUUGCCGUGGACAAUUUGAAUUCCACCGGAGUUCGAAUAAGCUUGGAGGAGGUGGUGAAAGGAAUGUGGUGGUUUCAAGUCACAAGAGAGCUAAGAGAUCUAAAGAAGCUGCUGGAUCAUCUUCCGUUGAUGUUAAUGCCACGCCUCUAGAUGGAUCAAAGCCAAGGAAAACGUAUACGAAGAAAGUUGAAGUUAGAGAAGAUGAUGAGUACACAAGAAUCAAAAAGAAGCUUCGGUACUUUCUGAACCGGAUUAGAUACGAGCAAAGCCUAAUUGAUGCAUAUUCUUUAGAAGGCUGGAAAGGUUCAAGUGUGGAAAAGCUAAGGCCAGAGAAAGAGCUUGAACGAGCUAGGAAGGAAAUUCUACGACGCAAGGUUAAAAUUAGAGAGCUUUUUCAGCACGUGGACACACUCUGCGCAGAAGGAAGCAUUCCAGAGUCUUUAUUUGAUUCUGGUGGAGAGAUCUCUAGUGAGGAUAUCUUCUGUGCAAAAUGUGGCUCAAAAGACGUGCAUGUUGACAAUGAUAUCAUACUAUGUGAUGGGUUUUGUGACCGAGGCUUUCACCAAUACUGUGUUGAACCACCUUUGCGAAAAGAAGACAUUCCUCCGGAUGAUGAGAGUUGGUUAUGCCCUGGAUGUGAUUGCAAAGAUUACAGCUUUGACCUGCUUAAUGAUUCUUUAGGGACAAAACUUUCAGUCAGCGACAGCUGGGAGAAAGUAUUUCCUGAGGCAGCAGCAGCAAUGGCUGGUGGAGAUCAAACUCUGGACUGUGAUCUUCCUUCAGAUGAUUCUGAGGAUGAAGAGUUUGAUCCGAAUGGGUUGAAUGAUAAUGCAGAUGAUGAAGAUGGCAGUGAUGACAGUGAUGAGUCUGAGAACGAAGAUGGGAGUGGCGGUGAAUCUGAUUGCACAUCUGCAUCUGAUGAAAUGAUUGAAUCGGUUAAAGAAGCGAAAGAUAUAAUGGACCUUCCAUCUGAUGAUUCUGAGGAUGAUGAUUAUGAUCCUGAUGCUCCGAUUCGUGAUGAAGAUAAAAUGCAAGAAAGUUCAAAUUCAGAUAAUACAUCAGACUCUGAGGAUCUUGAGACUUCUUUCAAAGGCGACGAGUCUAAUCAGCAAAACGAAGUUACACCACGUGGGAAACCUGGUUCAGAGUCAGAUACUGGGAUUGAUGAUGAUGGCAUUGUAGAUGUUCCUGGGAGGAGGAAGGUUGAGAGGCUGGACUACAAAAAACUCUAUGAUGAUGAAUAUGAGAACGUUCCAACGUCUUCAAGUGAUGAUGAGGAUUGGGAUAAAACUGCGGGAAAAGAAGACUUCGAGUCUGGAGAAGAAGGGGACACUGUGCCUCUGAAACAGCACUCAGAAGCAGAAGACCACACUUCUACUAAGAAACCUAGACAGACACCGAAAAGAGAAAGCAAAAGGGACACGUUGAAAGCGCCACAAGAAGUACCUAGAGAAAAUGGUUUCUCUGGCGAAAAAAGCAGCUCUGCAGUAUAUAGUAAACACACAAACCCCAGAACCCAGAGACUGUUCAAAUCUUUUCAAGAGAAUCGAUAUCCAGACAUUACAACGAGGGAGAACUUAGCUAAAGAGUUGAAGAUGACAGUUAAACAAGUUAGUAGCUGGUUUAAUAAUACGCGUUUUUCGACAAACAAAAGGAUGGCUUCAAAGGAAGAUGAUGAAAAGUUAAGAACAGGUGAAGGGGAGACAACUGUUGCUGGAAGUAGCGAACAAACCAUGGAAACCAAGUCAGUCGUAGAGAAUAAUAAGAGUGGAGCAUCAGAAUCAACCAAUACUGGAUCAAGAAAAAGGAGAAGGUAGAAUUAGAAUCAAUUAUGGAGGUUUUAGAUCAAUAGUGAAGACAUGAAUGAAUAUAGUUGAGCACACAAGCUAAAAACAUAACCAAAGAUAUGAAGAGAUCAAAACCUCACCAGUCAUCAGGUUGGUUAUGCUGGCUUGUUACACAUUUUUGGGAUGCGCUUAUGUAUCUGAAGACUGAGGUGGCAAAAUAAUUGAAUAUUUCUUUAAAAAAUUUGGAUUAGUUUUCAUCUUAUAAAAGUUUUUGUUUAAUUUCCAAGCAGAGAGAUUUUGAUACAGCAUUUUUGGCUGUGGUUUGUGUAA
Messenger RNA from Brassica rapa (field mustard), 2609 nucleotides. Its product is annotated as homeobox protein HAT3.1. Gene Ontology annotation, cellular component: nucleus. Gene Ontology annotation, molecular function: chromatin binding; DNA binding. NCBI's taxonomy places the organism in Eukaryota, Viridiplantae, Streptophyta, Magnoliopsida, Brassicales, Brassicaceae. Gene Ontology annotation, biological process: negative regulation of gene expression, epigenetic. The record is from RefSeq and is a predicted model, not a curated record.